Molecule: messenger RNA, 9217 nt
Organism: Hemibagrus wyckioides
Lineage: Eukaryota; Metazoa; Chordata; Actinopteri; Siluriformes; Bagridae
Gene: mbnl3
Product: muscleblind-like splicing regulator 3
Exons: 12
Coding region: 1392-2639 (415 amino acids)
Molecular function (GO): metal ion binding
Source: RefSeq, a predicted model, not a curated record
AAGUGCACGCUGAAGUGCACUACCCCGUGCACACUCUGCUCUCCUCCUCCUCCUCCUCCUCCUCCUCCCUCGUUUAGCUCCUCGCCUCGCCUGCUGCCUACCAGCCGCUAGCAAGUUCUCCUCACGCUUCCUCCUUCGCUUUCGUCCUUUCUCCUCAAAAUCCACAUCGCGCUGCUGCUCAAAGCUGCACAAAGCUGCUGAGGUACCCGACAGCUGGGAGCAGAAGUAAACUUGGUCUAGGGGAACGGCGGGGGAAAAAGCUCCUUACACAAACCAGUGAGUGGGACGCAGCUGGUUAUAGAAAUGAUUGGCUUAUUUGCGUAGAGUUUGCUUUAAAUCGAGGGGCCGAGCUCCAGUAUUCAGCACUUCUUUUCUCCCCCCCUGAGCAAAACAAGAGGUCUGCACAGUUGCUAAGUGGUGAAAUUCUGAACAGAGGUGAAAAAGCAAGUCUGCAUAUUUGCACGAGGACACCAGAGUUCAACAGGUUGCACUUCAAGGAACUGAAGAAGACAUUGGAGGGCUACAAUGAGAAGAAGAGACACAGGAGAAACAGGAGGGACAAGAAUGCGACUCAAGUAGAAGGCAGCGGACACGCAUCACCACAAAGUGCCUGGAUGUGCUGGAUGCUGCAGCAGCCUCGUGCCGGCGCAUGCUUUUUUUCCCACGCUGCUGUUCCCCCUCAGACCUGACUGCUUGCCUCUGUAAGUGUAUCCGUGAUUGCGCUUGGCCUUGUCUCGGGCUAUAUUUCACUCUGACAGGCAAACAGUCAAUCGGCCCAUUUGCUGUUCCUCGAUUCCAAGCCUCCCCCCACCUCGCUCGCAAUAUCAUCCGGUUAAUACAAGGACAGUCGAUUCGUUUCUUCUUUCGUACCCAACGCUUUAUUCCUGAAGCUUUUUCUUCCUCUCUUGUUGUCUGGAAAUGUAAGAAACUCUACUAAAGCUUCAUGCAGCAGGACAGCGGCCUUUAGGAAUCCGGAGGUGCGAAAAGUGGAUAAAGUCGUUUUAUGUAGAGCAGAGGGCGGUUUUAUGAGACAGGACGGCCACUGCAGCCCAGAAGAACGUGUCUGUCUGCACUUUUAGUGCCUCGGUCUGAGUCAAGAAGCCGUUUCGGCAUGCCCGAGUGACCUGCUCUGCCUCAGCAUCCUUCUCCUGGACACGCCUGCUCUUUGCCCUGCUAUCCAGCUCAUAUGGAACACAGCGAGUCAUAGAUUCCUCACUGUUUUUCUUGUUAACAGUUUUCCACCAUUCUGUCUGAACAUUAGAGCAUGUCCCUUUCCUUUUGCCAGAGUGUUUUUUGUGCUGUGGCACAGUGAUUUUUUGUCCUGCUACGUGCGCUUUUUAACCUUCAUACCCCCAGACGACCUUUAACUCCACCCUAAGCACCCGCUCGUCAUGGCCGUCAACGUCGCUGUAGGCCGGGACACCAAGUGGCUGACGCUAGAGGUGUGUCGCGAGUUCCAGAGAGGCUCGUGCUCACGUUCCGACACCGAGUGCAAGUUUGCUCAUCCCUCUCGCACCUGCCAUGUGGAGAACGGCCGCGUCAUCGCCUGCUUCGACUCUCUCAAGGGUCGUUGCACACGUGAUAACUGUAAGUACCUGCACCCGCCCCCACACCUGAAGACCCAGCUAGAAAUCAAUGGCCGGAACAACCUGAUCCAGCAGAAGGCUGCAGCUGCCAUGUUGGCUCAGCAGGUGCAGUUCAUGCUGCCUGGAGCCCAGUUACAGCCCAUAACCACUUUCCCAGUAUCACCCUCGUUGGCCACCAGUCAGAGUAUGGCUUUAAAUCCAUACAUGGGCCACAUGAGCCCUGGCAUCGGCCUCAUGCCCGAGCUGCUGCCCAGCACCCCCGUGCUGGUCCCGGGGAGCCCCACGGGCAUCACUGUGGGCAACGGCAACUCCACUCAGAAGCAUGUUCGCACAGACAAGCUUGAGGUGUGCCGUGAGUUCCAGAGGGGCAACUGCACACGGGGUGAGAAUGAGUGUCGCUACGCUCACCCAGUAGAGGCGGGCAUGGUGGACGGCAGCGAGAACUCCGUCAUCGUGUGUAUGGACUACGUCAAGGGUCGCUGCUCACGCGACAAGUGCAAGUACUUCCACCCACCGGCACACCUGCAGGCCAGGAUUAAAGCAGCACAGCAGCAGCAAGCCAGCCAGAGUGCAGCUGCUACAGCAGCAGCAGCCAUGCCUGCAGCGCGUCCUCUGAAGCGCAACCUGCAGCCAACCCCUGACCUGGCCCUGCCUCCAGGCAGCAUGCAACAGAUACCAAAGAGGCCCACCCUGGAGAAAAGUAACGGCGCUGCGGCCAUCUUCAACCCCAGCAUGUUUCACUACCAGCAGGCUCUGGCCAGCAUGCAGCUGCAGCAGCCGGCCUUCAUCCCCACAGGUUCCCUGCUCUGCAUGGCUCCAUCUGGAGGCAUUGGGCUUUUCAAACCGCCCGGCCCAUUGGCAGAGGGCCGCUGGGAGAGGCGGGAUUGGAGCAGCUGCAGGCCCCCCCACAGCCGCUACCUAUCAGGGCACGGACAGACUGUUCCCAUGAUGCACGGUGCCACCACUUCCACUGUUUCGUCGGCUACGACCCCAGUCACCAAUGUUCCUUUUGCCGAAUCAGCUGCCUCCAAUCAGACCCCACCGAGGUACUGACUGCUGACCCUGUCGACCUCCACUGCAUUCCUGUGGAAACACACCUCUGUCCAAUCCCCAAACUGCUGGUGGCGGCACCGGUGAGCCUGAACUCAGUAAGCCUCGGCCGCAAUCUCAGUUAACGCACCACUAUCGCCAUCCCCCCAGAUCCAACCACCCCAUAGAGACAUGAAUGCAACAAACGUGUGCCUAAUCAGUGCGUCCGGCAAGGACAACCCUUUCAUCCUCUUAUUUGAUGCCCCACAUCAACAGACGUCAACAAAAAAUGGUUUGUUGAUGCUAAAACAGGCAAUAUUGAAGCUAGGACCUUCAACUGUUUAAGGAAGUGUGCCAUGAUGCAAGGAGACUUAAGAAGCAUGAAGAUGCUGAAUCUGAGCACUCCUUUGAAUUCACAGCCAUACAAGUACACAGAUUUGUAGACCUGCACACACACACACACACGUACACAAACACGUACACACACACACAAAGUUGAGAACAGUGCAUCCUCCUCAGAUAAGAGUGAGGUCUCAGCCCCGGAUUAAUCCUUUGUGAGCAGUGAAGCUGAGGCUCGAUGUCACAUGACGGCACACAUGGUUCUGAAAAAAGCUUGUGUAGAACACACAAGAAUGUAAUGCGCACAGGGCUUAGGUCAGAGAUCGGUGUGUAUGAAAGCUUUUUUGAAAGCACUUUUUAAACUUUCUUUUAAUCCAUACAUUUACAUAAGGUUUUUUUUCCCUAUUAUUCACAGAUAUUUACACAUUACUGUCCAAAUAAUUAACAGCGUGAGACAUGCAACUCAAAUGCUUCAGAAAUGCAUUUGGUGUGAAUUGGCCUUGUUACUCAAUCCACUUGAUCCAUCUCUUCUCACAGACUAAAAACAAACAGCAUACCCUUUAAAAAGCAAGCAUGUCAUUCCUAUUCUACAUCCCAAUCCACUUUCUGUACCAUUAGUGAGUGAUUACUGGGGAGGUGUUAUUUAUUGAAGCCUAAUUCAUAAGAACUGCAGUCGCUUGACUAGAGGAAAUGUAAUUUUUUUUUUUUUUCUCCAUGCCUGGACAUACCACAGAUUUGUUUACGUGAAACAUUCAGACUGAGGUUAGGUAGCUUCCUGCGUGAAUACCUCCGUUUUCUUAAUGCAAUCCGCCUUAAGCAGAAGUGUCGGCGUACCCGCAUGUCUUAUUGUGCAUGGCGACGUUCACUUUAAUCUGCUGGGUCUGAUUACAGCCCUAUAGCCAGCGCUGCACAGGAGGUCUGAUAGAUGACUAGCUCAGGAUGAGUCUGAUCACCAUACUGUGAUAGGCAGUGCCAGCACAGCAGCUGUGGCCGUCGAUUGGAGCAGCGCCAUUUCAAAGCCCAACUGUUCCUCUGUAGUCAGCGACGUCAGAGCGUAUUACUCAUCUCCUGCUCUCUCUUUUUUUUCCCGUUUCCCUUUAUACAUUGAUCUGUACGUUUGACUCGGAUUAUCAGAGGUAUUGUGAUAUGUUAGGGUCUGCCACCAAUCUCUGCUCCUGUCUUUCCCUUAUAGAGUGGACAGUCCCUGCCAAACUCCAUGGCCCAGUCCCUCCCACUGUGUGACAGUCUGUUUGUCUGUGCUUAUUGCUUAGCCCUGUUUGUUACAUCUCACAGUAACACAAGAUCUUGGAACUGUCCAUGCUGUGAUAUUCGCAGUAUGACAGCAACCAAAGCAACACUUCUAGAGUUUUAUAGAACCUUUUUUUUUUUUUUUUUUUUUUUCAUUUGGAGCUAAUGUACAUGUCUUAAAAUGUCUUAACUAUAUAUACAUAUAUAUCAUUGAAAACACAAUGAAUGUAGUUGAACGCUCCCAAAAGACAUCGGUGAGAGAUAAACCCAUAGAGUCCACUCUUACAGAAUACGGAUGUUUGCAGCAAUCCCACUGUCCUGUUAAAUUACUAAUGGCAGCAGUACAAUUUUAAACAAGUGUACUUGCUUUAUGUGCCAAUGACUCUAAGAGCUGGGUCACUCUGUGCCAAUCACUGGUUAAAAAAAAAAAAAAAAAAGGAGUAGAGUCAUUACAUGCCAAAGCCCAACAGCAGACUGAUUGAAAAUGUUAUUUUCCCCACAGCUAAUGCAAUCAUUAAUGCUGUGCUUUCAUUCAGCCUUUCAAUCUUUCCUAAUUCACUCACCUCAUACCGCUGAACCAUAUGAUUGGCGCUCCCGUAGCUUACUUACCAUGUGUGGACUAAAGGCCAUUUCUGAUCUGAUCUACUGCAAAACCUUUUAUAAGCUUUAAUUGGAGUAGAUGCUUGUUUUGAAAGAACAAACAGAGUGAUGUAAGAUAAAGCACCAACCGAGGCCUGCAACAUUUUUGUAAUAGUAGUGGGUGUGGUUUUUUUUUGUUUGUUUCUUUUUAUUUAAUCUGGAUUAAGUUUUCUGUGUUUCUGAAAUGUGUGUCUGUUCUAUCCAGCUUACAGAUUCUGACCACUUAUUGUGUCCUUAUGUUCAAAAGUCGACAGACUCUAAAAAACCAGGGCAAAGCUGACUGUCAGCCAUACGAGCGCUUCAUUUCACGUUGUGCUAAAAGCAGUAAUGCUGCAGGAGAGAAGUGCCGAGGUGUAGAGGAGAGGCGGGGUGGGGAUCAGCUGUAGCCGGGGUACUGACCAACCUCACUUACAAACGUUGCCAGGAAAGGGCCUUAUAUACAUUUGAAUGUGACAUUUAGGACAAAGAAGAAUGUCAUUAAAGCUUGAGGAUGCCUGUCUCACCUUUUUUUUUUUUUUUUUCCCCCUCCUGAAACAAACCACAACAUAUUUCAACAUAUCAAGGGAGUAAACUUCUCCCAAUGCCAUUCACUGUUGAUGUACUAUAGAAACAAUGUUCUGAGAGACUUGUCAAGGACCUUGUCGAGUUGUUGCCGUCGUCGUUACAUGAAACAGCUGUGCUGUUUUGUACAGAUAGCCACACUGAGGAGCAUAUUUCGAUGGUCAAACACUGCACCUAUUUAAAAGAAAAAGAAAACAAACAAAAAAAAAAAGAGAGAGAGAGAGGACCUCUUUGGAAAUAGUGUAUUUGUGAGCAUUUAUUUUGUCUAGAGGAGACUCUCCAGGCCAAAAAGCUCAGGGCCUGUUUCCUUAACAUACGUCAAGGUUAACCCAAGACUGAAACUGUCAGUUUUAAUGCUCAAUGACAGUUUCAUUUAGUCUCUCCAACAUCCUCAAGCCUUGAGAAACAGGCCCGAAAGAAUGUUCUGCUUUUUAUUACAGUGAUACAACAAAAUAAGCAUGAAGUGCUCAAAUAGUCAGAAGAGUAAUCUGAGGUCAAAUGCAAACUCAACAAGACAAUAUACUGUGUUAUUGGAGUUUCUGUGUUGUACACAAUUUAUAAAAUGUUAAGGUGUGGGUGUCUGUAAAUGUUGGCCGUUAAAUUGUUUAGGAGUGUACUAAGCUGUUGAUUUGUAUAACGGAUUAUUUCUUGUAGUUGGGCGAGUCUCAUUGCCUAGCCAAGGUAUAGAUCUCUCUCUUUCUCUCUCUCUCUCUCUAUCACUUUUUUCUCUCAUAUCAAGAGUUAUGCCUUCUCCAACUGCUAUCCAGCAGGAUUUAACAAAAUACUUGAUUAAGGAAAAAAAAAAACAUGCCUCGUUUGGGGCUUUAGCAUUUUCAGAACACUCACUUUUUAAGAAGUGUGUAUUCAUGUGUAAUGUACUUAGAUAAUCUUAUAUGUACAUAUUACUAGUGCAUCCUUGCUAUAGUUUUGUCACCGUUAAGGUCAUUGUGACCUUAAUGUCAUUCUUAAUGGUACUUAUUUUAGCUGUAUUUCCACAUGUUCAGUAAAUUUAUUGUGAGUUUUACAUUUUGGAAAUGAACACGGUUUUUAGUUGACGCAAUCAUUUAAUGGUUUUCUUCUCAGUUACAUAUUCUACAGCAUACACUCUCAUUGCAUGGAAAUGGAAAUAAUCUGAAUAAUCUGAUACAUAGUUUGUGUAGUUAGUAGUAAAUAAAGAAAAAAACUAAGAAAUAUCUCUCUAUAUAAAUAUGGAUCUAUAUACACAUUUGUAUUACAAUGAGCAAUUCAUUGUAACUUGAUAGUACGUUGUUGUUGCUAUGGCAACAAAACUACAACAUGGCUACCUUUGUGAAUCUUAAUUGUGAAUUUUUUCACACUUUCAAUUGAAUUAAUGUACAAGGUUAACUUAUUCAGAAAGGGAAUGUGUAGAUAUCUUACCUUGGAUUAAGAAAUGAUGCCUAUUUUAUACAAAAGAAGAAGAAGAUUCCUCAAAUCCAAAAUCCAUUUGGAGAUGUCAUGUUAUUUGGGUUUUUUUUUUAUGAUUUCUUAUUUUUCUAAGGGGAUAGUUGUCUGUUUUGAGAUACGAGUCGGACGAGUCAGUGUUCGAGCUUUAGUACGGACCUGUUGGAUCAAAACCGGAUAACCUCCGAUGAUUGACAUAAGAGAUAAUCUGGUGCAAAACAGUCUCUUCAGGUGGAGAAUCAUCUUUUGUUUUUGUUUUUGUUUUUAAAAAAGGGCUGUCUGGACUGGUAGACACCAGAAAGGAUCUUGCAGAUAGACUCGUUUUGAGGACGAGCGCUUGAAUCUUUAACUCGAUGAUGUCAGGAGCAGAACGAGAUGUAGGGUGUAGUAAGCUAGAACUUGAACCUCCUGGUAAAGUCUCAUUUCUCUCCCUGUGCUCUCUAGCCAGCCUUUAGCCCAGCUGUGCUGGGACCUUCUGUGCCCCCAUCAGUGUACGAAUGUGUGUCCUUCACCUCGUUUGCACUUAUGUACAUAAAUGAGUGAAAAUAUUCAGAAUUUAUUUUGAAUAUGCAUAGAUAAAUACAAAUAUAUAGACGUAUAAACAAACAAAUAAAUAUAUAUAUAUAUAUAUAUAUAUAAUUAUAUAUAUAUUGAAAAAAAAACCUGUUGUUCGGAAUACAGGUAAACAUCUGUCCUUCUACUGGGUUGUUCAAGAAAUGCGAGGGAUUCGUUGUAUGUUCUUUUUUUUAUUGCUAAUGCCCUUCUCAUCAUGAGCAUGUUGUUGCUUGCUGAUAAAAUAGAUGAAAAUGAAACGAUGCUUUCUGGUUGGACAUAGUUUACAAAAAAAAUGAGCAUAUUACACUGAGCACUGAGGCUGUUUAUAUCUGAGAAACUGUGUUGGUGGUGUUUGGAAAGAAGCAUGGCCCCUAAAAUUGUAUGCAGGUGAUGCGUUUGCAUCCAAGAAACCAAAGAAUAAAUAGCUUGCUCAUUUUUCUGUUUAGUUCAUUUAUUUGUUGUGAAUUGCCUAUUUAGUGUCACAGGAUAUUCUCUGCUCUUCUGCAUAUUAUUAUUAUAAUUAUUAUUACAAUUAUUAUUAUUAUUAUUGUUGUUGUUAUUAAUGUGUUCAUGCAUCUAAGCUGGGAUUCAAAAUGGAUCUGCUUGGGAAUUUAGCUCAUGUGACGCUCUGUACCGGUGAUGUUCUGCCCCCUGCAGAUGGAAAUCGGUAUAACAGACAGCUGAAUCCCUUUUCCCCUGCGUUUCUCAGGAGGGCUGAACAUCAUCCAAAUACAGGACACACCACCAACAUCAGGGUCAGAUUACAACAGGAAAACAUUGCAACUGGUUCUAAGGAGUUUAAGUUACAUUUCUGUAUUUGGUUUCCUCUCAGUGUUCGAACACUCAUACACACAUUCCCAAAAAAAUCCAUCAAUAAUUCGAAAUAACUCGGUGCAUUUCAGAUCUCAAAGUCAAAUCCUAUCAACACAGUGAAACCUGGAGUAUAUCUUGUACAUUCUGUGGUCCACAGUUGCUUUGGAAGCCAAGAAUUUUGUUGCCAUGGCACUUGUCCUAGUAGUGAGGGAGAGACUGAGUCUUUGUAAGGUUCCUUGCAUAUCGAUGCACCUUCGGACCGCGUUCACAUGGUCCCAAACCUUCUGACUGUAAAGUGGACUCAGCACAGAGUUUGAUCUUUAUCUUAAGUCCUGAUUUACAGAACAUGCAGAAAAUGAAUGCAAUCAAAAGGACACUUUUGACCACUGUGCUUAUUAGAGAACAAAAAAAACAAACGAAACAAAACAACUAACACCCUUCUGCUGUCCACCUUACUGUGCCUGGACAUUCUGUGAAGACAGUGCUUUUUUGCUUUUUUUUUUCCUUUGUCGAUUUCAUUUUUAACCAAGAAAAUCCGUCACUCAUAUUUAAUCACAUCAUAUUUAAGUCUGUGUGGAACUUGAUGUUGAUGGUAUUGACAUAUAAAAUGUGUGUAUAGGAUUAAGUUCAUAUUUAUGUUGUAAAAUGCUAUGGAUGUAAAUGUAAAUGCAGUCUCUUGUUUCGAGAUUUGAGGUUUUGUCCCUUUUAAGGGCGCCAGUCAGGUGUAAUUUUAAACGCAAAUUAAGUGCUUUCUAACCAGAAGCGGUUUUAAAGAAUGUCCACCUUGUUUCGAAGCCAUAUGUUGUUGAUUCCUCUUUCCCCCACUGUAGGACAAGAUCGCAUUGAAUGCCCUGACUCUUUAUAUGAAAUGCUUCUCUUUCUAUUUAGCGUGUUGUACUUGUAUGUGCUACAAAUUUGUGCUUAUUGCCAAUCCCUUUUAUGAUUAUAGUAAUGUAUAGAAAAUAUACAUACUUAUAUGAUCUGUUCUUUUUGUUUGACAUUUUAAUAAAGCACUUAAAUGGAAA